Messenger RNA from Zymoseptoria tritici IPO323, 1533 nucleotides. RefSeq lists its product as uncharacterized. Lineage: Eukaryota; Fungi; Ascomycota; Dothideomycetes; Mycosphaerellales; Mycosphaerellaceae. The coding region runs from base 9 to 1451 and encodes 480 amino acids. Gene Ontology annotation, molecular function: phosphatase activity. Gene Ontology annotation, cellular component: cytoplasm; nucleus. The record is from RefSeq and is a predicted model, not a curated record. The transcript has 5 exons. Gene Ontology annotation, biological process: DNA damage response.
AAGAUACAAUGGAGGCGGAUCCCAAAGACCCGGUCUCCGGUACUGCCGAUCCGACUUCUUUUGCAUACAUUUCUGCAAGGGACAGAUGGCCAAUCAUCUUGACCGGCGCCAUUGAUGACAUCCAUCGAGCUACAUCAAAAGCGACCGAGCCCGAAAAGGCGGAGGAAGGCAAGCGGGUCACUGAAGCAUUGGCAAAGCUGAAAUACGAGCUCCAGCACAAUCGUCCCCUUACCCCCCUUCCUGACGACGGCGGCUCGGAUAUCGCCGGGUACAACAAGGAGCUUGAGCAGCGUGGCAAUCCGAAAUGGCAUGAUGUCGCAUGGCUCUAUGCUGAAUGCUAUCUCUAUCGGCGCAUCGCCACUAUCUUCGCUACAUCAACACACUGGAAGAGAUAUGAUGUGUUCUCCAAGCAGAAGAUGUCCACCUUCCGCUCUUCCAGGCCUGCUGUCCUUGAACUCGCCUCCCGAUACAACGAUCUCGUGAAGCAGCUCAGCUCGGCCGAGUCACCUCUCAAAUCUGGAACCGAGGAUGAGCGGGAGGCUGCGGAGAAGAUUCUCUUCAUCGAGAUGUGCGAGAUCUGCUUAUGGGGCAACGCAACUGACUUGUCUCUCCUCACCAACCUCAGCUAUGAAGACAUUCAAAAGCUGCAGGGCAGUGACGCCCGCAAGGCGAAUGAAAAGAACAUCCUCGUGAAUGACUUUUCUGCCGCCUUUGCCUGUUUGAAGGAGGCUCAGAAGUCGGGAGUCAAGGAGCGACGGGUGGAUAUCGUCCUGGAUAAUGCUGGAUUCGAGCUUUUCGUCGAUCUCGUCCUCGCCGGCUAUCUCCUUCAAUCUGGACUGGCCACUCACAUCGUCCUGCAUCCAAAGGAUAUUCCCUGGUUCGUCUCUGAUGUCGUUCCGAAGGACUUCUCGGAUCUGCUCACCGUGUUGGUUAAUGCAAAGAGCUUUUACGAGACGCCAUCCGAGGAGGACGAUUCUCAGGGCAAGAAGCCGCAGCCGCUAUCACAGCAAGAGGCUCAAGAUCUGGUGGCGCUGUUUGAGAAUUGGAGUACGCUGUAUGCUGAAGGGAGCAUCGUUCUGCGGCCGAAUGCAUUCUGGACAGAGGGCGGGAGUUACUGGAGACUGCCAAGUACGGCCCCGAAGCUGUACGAGGAUUUGAAGCAGAGCGAGCUGGUCAUCUUCAAGGGCGAUUUGAACUACCGCAAGCUGACGGCUGACGUGAUGUGGGAUCCGACGACGCCGUUUGUGAAGGCAAUCGGGCCGAUGGGCCCUGGGUCUGGUGUCCGUGUGCUAGCGCUGAGGACUUGCAAGGCUGAUGUUGUCGUGGGAUUACCAAAGGGAGAGGAUGAGCGAUUGCGGGCGAUGGAAGGUGGUGGUGGGGACAGUGGUUCGAGGAAGUGGGCGUGGAGUGGAAAGUGGGCGGUCGUGAGCUUCAGCGAUGGGAAGCGAUAGAUGGACUUCGAAAGGUAUGGGAGUAGAUGCUACUACGAACUGACCUCUCGCAGGCAAUGAAGCUGCGAAUCGCCUACGAGAG